This is a messenger RNA of Diceros bicornis minor, 2558 nucleotides long. It is a transcript of the gene ASPRV1, whose product is annotated as aspartic peptidase retroviral like 1. Gene Ontology annotation, molecular function: aspartic-type endopeptidase activity. Gene Ontology annotation, biological process: proteolysis. Gene Ontology annotation, cellular component: membrane. NCBI's taxonomy places the organism in Eukaryota, Metazoa, Chordata, Mammalia, Perissodactyla, Rhinocerotidae. The record is from RefSeq and is a predicted model, not a curated record.
CACCCAUGGAGCCGAGGGUGGGGCCCGCCCAGAGCUGGAACUAGAGCUGGAGCCGGGUCCUGGGUUCCUGCGUCCACUCCAGGAAGUUCAAGAUCCGCACCAGCCCGCUUCAGGGCCUUAACGAGGGUGCACGGCCUGGCCUGAAAUGUGCUGGCUCUGAAUUAGGUGUGAUCAAUGAGGGAGAAUAGCAAUUGAGUUCAUGGAAAAUGCUUGUAUGUGUGUGUGUGUGUGUCCCCUCAUUUAAAAAACUAUUUCUGUGCAUUCUUUUUAUUUUUUUAUUUUUUUUCCCCCAAAACCCCAGUAGAUAAUUGUAUGUCAUAGCUGCACAUCCUUCUAGUUGCUGUAUGUGGGAUGCGGCCUCAGCAUGGCCGGAGAAGCGGUGUGUCGGUUCACGCCCGGGAUCCGAACCCGAGCUGCCAGCAGCGGAGCGCGUGCACUUAACCACUAAGCUAUGGGGCCGGCCCAGUGCAUUCUUGAUUCUAGGACCCUCCUCUGUCUGCCUCCUUAUGGGAUUCCAUAGUUGGUUUAGAAUGUACGAGUUACAUCUACCCCAUGCCUCACACAUAGUAGGAGCACAAUAAAUGUAAGCUUCUUUCAUUUAGCUGCUCAGUGGUCACUUGGAUUUGAGGGCAAAAAGAGCUUCCCCAGUCUAGAAGCUUAUGAGCCUCUGGUCCCUGCCUCUUCUUUCCUUCUCCAGCUGAUGACAAACCCCUGAGUGUCAUAACAUCCUCCGUGUCCUCAUCUGUUAUUCUGGGACACAGGCUGGGGAGGGUACCCGAGUAGGCCCCCUCUGACUGAGGCUGGCCUGUCUUGCACCGUGGGCUGGCCUGUGCCAUUCCUGUGGAUGGAUGCAGAAGGGUGAGACACUGAUCCUGCUAGUUGGGCAGGAUGCUGGCAGGAGGGCGGGGUGAGGAGGGGCGGAGCUUCCAGGACAAAGGAGAACGGAGAGCCCUGGGGGCUCAGGCAAGGCAUCAAAAAGGCUCUGCAGAGUGAGCAGGCCACAGCAGCUGUCUGCCUCUGUGCCCAGCAGUUGGUCAGACAACUCUGGCCUGGUACCUUCUGCCUGCCCCAAGCCAGCCACCUAAGCGACACUCCUUAGAGAGGCCUUGUUCUCCACCGUGAUUGCGCCAACACUACUCUGUGGCUUUCUCUACUUGGUGUGGGUUGCUGCUGCUGUUCCAGAGGAGAGAAGAGGAAUGGCCGGGAGCGGAGCCAGGAGCCAGGAGGGCCGCCGGGAGCGUACCUACGUCCCGGAGCCUUUUGAUGGAGCCAACAUAGCCCCACACCUCUGGCUGCACCGCCUUGAGGUCAUCGACAACCUCAACCAUUGGGACCAUGGCAGCAAGCUAAGGUUCCUGAAAGAGUCCCUCAGGGGAGAUGCCCUGGAGGUCUACAGUGGACUUAGUCCUGAGGACCAGGGGGACUAUGGGGCUGUGAAAGAGACCCUCCUGCAUGCCUUUGGGGGGUCCAGGACCACCCACGGCCACCUGCCCAAGGAGAUCGUCUUUGCCAACAGCAUGGGCAAGGGCUAUUACCUCAAGGGGAAGAUUGGUGAAGUGCCGGUGAGGUUCCUGGUGGACUCUGGGGCCCAGGUCUCCGUGGUCCACCCAAGCUUGUGGGAGGAGGUUACCGAUGGCGACUUGGACACCCUGCGGCCCUUUGAGAACGUGGUGAAAGUAGCCAAUGGGGCUGAAAUGAAGAUCCUGGGCAUCUGGGAUACACUGGUGUCCCUGGGCAAGCUGAAGCUGAAGGCAGAGUUCCUGGUGGCCAAUGCAAGUGCUGAAGAAGCCAUCAUUGGUACCGACGUGCUCCAGGACCACAAUGCUGUCCUAGACUUCGAGCAUCGCACAUGCACCCUGAAAGGGAAGAAGUUCCACCUUCUACCUGUUGGAGGGUCCCUGGAGGAUGAGUUUGACCUGGAGCUCAUAGAAGAAGAGCCCUCCUUGGAGGAAGGGCGGCAGCAGCUCUCCUAUUGAGAAGCCCCUUUUCCUUACCUCCAAACAUUGGUGGGAAGACCCACCACGGUGGAGGGGAAGGGCAUACACCCUCAGGGGGUCACUGGGCUUGGCCAACCCUCUAAAACCAACUCUUGCCCUCCUCCUCCCCCUCCUCCUCCCUCUCCAGGGGCCUUAAUGGGCCCCUGGUGGGAGUGGCUUCCAUUUGAAAAGGCACAGGUAAGGGAGAGCAGGCUGGCUUUCUUAGAGACAGAGAAGGUCCUCAUGUUUGUCAAGCUGCUAUCAGUGGCAAAGACUCAAAGGCUAAAAGAAGGUUCCAAGAAGGCUAGACAUGGUUGUCUUUGAGAGAGGACCCUUUCAGAUCCCCUGAGAUGUAGCUCAGUCACCUUCAGGUCCAUGCAGCCUGUCUCAGCUGGGCUGGGUCUUGGCUGCAGAGUCCUCACAAGCAAGACCCAGCUCACAGGUGAGGGUCACAGCUGCUUGGGGAUUCUUCCCCAUUGGGUCUUCCCACCUGCAUGAUCUAUGUUUUCUUCUGUUAUUUGCUUUGAAACUCAGUGAGCCUUAUGUCAAUAAUUCAUUACUUCAAAAACCAAUAAAUAUUGA